Molecule: messenger RNA, 3609 nt
Organism: Ruditapes philippinarum (Manila clam)
Lineage: Eukaryota; Metazoa; Mollusca; Bivalvia; Venerida; Veneridae
Product: potassium voltage-gated channel subfamily KQT member 1-like
Exons: 14
Coding region: 575-2485 (636 amino acids)
Biological process (GO): potassium ion transport; transmembrane transport
Cellular component (GO): membrane
Molecular function (GO): voltage-gated potassium channel activity
Source: RefSeq, a predicted model, not a curated record
CACUACAAACAAUAUGCACUUUUGCUAAAAGCAAUCUCCCAGUUUAUGUCUGAAUUUUAUCAGGAUUUAGUACAAUUUCCCCCAUUUCUUAAUGAAUUGCUGUAAAGCUAUGUUAAUAAAGGAACAACAUUUGUUUUCUUUUUUUUUCUUCUUCCAGAUAAGGCCGUGAAGUGGACAAGAUUAACGGAACAUUUGAUUAGAAAGCUGCGUUCAUUUCGACCAUGAUACAAACCCAGGGGACAUUUGUACUAGACACAGAAAUAUGUUUCACGUCAAGAAACGUGUCUAGAAAAUGUUGUUAAUACAGACAAAUACUCUGCUGUGGACCUGGAGCCCUGAUCUAACGUAAAAAAACGUUAAAAAGGCGUUAAAAAGAGUAACAGAAUUUAUGCUUUCUUAAAAAAAAUUUUACGGAAUAUUUACGCAUUACUCCCUUUAGGUUUAGUGACAUACCAAAUCUCACAUUGUGAUAAUGAUUAAUGACCUAACGUAAAGGAAAUAUGUCAUCUUACUGGACUACCGUGGAGUAACUAAUUGGUUUUUAAUUAUUUGAAACAACAUCUUUCCUGUGAUAAUGGCAUUCGAAAGAAGGAAAGAAAACAUACCUGAUGGUAUUAUAGCAGAAGAAGCUACGGAGAUGACAGAAAUGCACGAAAUUUCCGAUCGGCAAAAUAUGGAGGAUGAACAAUUAAUGUCGGAAAUGCCACAUUCGCCACUAUGGAGUCAGAGCGACAAACAGGCUGCUCAGAAAAUGAUGCUCGACAAAUAUAAAGCUAAAGUGCGGCCAACCAUGAAAGCCACUAUUCAAGGGAAAGUUUAUAACUUUCUUGAGAGACCGACUGGAUGGAAGUGUUUUAUCUACCAUUUUACCGUAUUCAUGAUGGUGCUGAUAUGUCUUAUAUUUAGUGUGUUGUCAACAAUAGAACAGUAUGGAGAUUUUGCAAAUGCAACACUCUUCUGGAUGGAGAUAGUUCUAGUUGUGUUCUUUGGUGUAGAAUAUGUAGUGAGAUUAUGGUCCGCUGGUUGCCGUAGUAAAUACAUAGGUGUACGAGGACGUUUUAGAUUUGCACGGAAACCAAUUUCUAUUAUAGAUUUUCUAGUUGUUACAGCAUCAGCAGUAGUAUUAGCAGUAGGAUCCAAUGGUCAAGUGUUUGCCACAUCUGCAAUAAGAGGAGUUCGUUUUUUACAGAUAUUACGAAUGUUACAUGUUGAUCGUCAAGGUGGCACAUGGCGACUUCUUGGUUCCGUUGUAUACAUUCAUAGGCAGGAACUUAUUACCACUUUGUACAUAGGCUUUCUCGGGCUCAUCUUCUCUUCUUACUUUGUGUAUUUGGCCGAAAAAGAUGCAGAGCCGGACUCUGGAUCUAAGUUCAACAGCUAUGCAGACGCCCUCUGGUGGGGGGUUAUAACAGUUACAACAAUAGGUUAUGGUGAUACAGUUCCUCAGACGUGGAUGGGGAGAAUUGUUGCCUCAUGUUUCUCAGUGUUUGCAAUAUCAUUCUUUGCUCUUCCAGCUGGAAUCCUCGGUUCUGGAUUUGCCUUAAAAGUUCAACAGAAGCAGAGACAGAAACAUUUUAAUCGUCAGAUUCCGACGGCAGCAUCGCUCAUACAGAGUAUAUGGCGUUGCCAUGCCGCCGACCCUAAGUUUAAAUCGGAAGCAACGUGGAGGAUUCACUAUCAUCCUUAUCAUCAUCAUCAUCAUAAUCAUCACUAUCCACACAUGUUCAGCUCAAACCCUGGCUCAAACAACGCGCUGAGUCGCAUGGCGAGAAGAGCCAGUCUUCUCACUCGUAGAUUCUCAUCGCAGAAAUUACAUAAUCCAGAUACUCCAAAUAUUGUACAGAAUUGCUCAGAUGUAAAUAGUCAGUAUCAACAUCCAGUACAGGACACAUCUAUAGAUGAUGAUUUUGGUUAUCACAUGGUCUCUAGACCUGAACAUCUCACAGAAUCUCAUAAAGUUAUGAUACGUGUAAUAAGAAAAAUAAAAUUCUUUGUGGCGAGAAGAAAAUUUCAGCAAGCCCGUAAACCAUACGAUGUACGGGAUGUGAUAGAACAGUAUUCUCAGGGUCAUUUGAACAUGAUGGUUAGAAUUAAAGAGCUACAACGAAGGUUAGAUCAAACGUUAGGAAAGCCGAGUUACCUAGGUAACAUGAAAGACAAAGAUAGAAUGACACUUUCUUCCAGGGUAGCAUCUAUAGAACAUCAGGUAUCUAGGUUGGAUAAGAAAAUGGAUCAGACUUUAGUUUUAUUAAACAUUCUUGUGAAAUCUCAGCAACAAAGUGAAAGACCUUUAUAUGCAAGAAGUUUAUCAAGGGAGAGCACUCGUUCUGGAAAUAGAGAUAAUAAAGACAAUACAAGACCUCGUAGAACUUCUGAAGGUUUAGACGACAGCGGUAGUUUCGAGUCAAAUCAAACUGUUGAUCAUUCGGAGAAAAGUAAAAAGGCAAUAGAAGAAAUAAUAUCUGAAGAGAAAGAUGAUUCCUAGCAGAGUUGUUUCCCCUGUUAACCUACUAUUCCUGGACAAUUCUUUGAAAAGUUAUCUCCCCUUUUCAGCUUACUUUCCGAUGAAUGUUCCCUUUUAAAGGGAGUUAAGCCAUGGAAAUGUUGAGGAGAAAAUUGCCAAAUUCAGUGCAAUUUCAUAUUUGUGUAACCUGUUGUCUAAACAAUUUGUAGGUUAUACUUACAUGAACUUUUUUUACUCAUUUUAAUCAGGUUUCAUGAUAACUGUAUUGUGAUUUUUUUAAGCACUUGUGUACAGUUUUAGCUCCACUUUUCAAAGAAAAAAAUCAGAGGUUUUUACUUCAAAUUUGAAAUACUUGUUAAGUAUAAAGAGCAAAUAAUUCUGCCAAUCAGUUUUAAAGAAUUAUGCCCCCCCCUUGUUUACUUUUACAAUACAAUCUAGCAUUGAGAAAAGUGCAGCGGCGUGCUCAUCAUUGAGCUCUUGUUUAAAGAUAUUUUUUACAAAAGGUUGUUGAAUAAAAUAAAAAUUGGUUUUGAACUAUAAUAAAAUUUCCUUUAAUUUAAUAAAGGCGUUUUAUUUUUUAUUCACUGUUGGAUUUUUUACAAUUUUUAUAAAGUGUCAAUUUUAUUUUUAAUUAAUGAUUGGUAUUUAAUAUAUUGACUUGUAUUGGAUGAUUAUCAUUCAAUAUCAAAAUAAAAAUGAGAAGUGUCCAGUGCUUUUGGGGUCAUGUGGAAAACAUUUGAACCGCGUCACGACAAAACUAUCAUAGUGCGUUUGCGACCUGCAUGGAUCCAGACCAGUCUGCUCAUCCGCGCAGUCUGAUCAGGCUCCAUGCUGUUCGCUAUCAGUUUCUCUAUUUGUAAUAGAGUUUGAAAUCGAACAGCAUGGAUCCUGAUCAGACUGCACGGAUGCGCAGGCUGGUCUGGAUCCAUGCUGGUCGCAAACCCAUUGAGUUGGUUUUGUCAUGAUGUGGCUCAUUUAUUAACCCUUAUAUUUCUAAAUAUAUUUAAUGGACUUGUCUGUCUUUCAAUUUAGACAAAACCAUUCAUCAUUUUUACUGAAAAUUGUAAAAUAUGUGUACUGACUGAAAAGUGAACAGUGCAGACCAUGAUCAGAUGGCACAAAUGUCAACAGAUCUUGGUUUGUAC